CAUGCGUCGGAGUGGUGCCGUCGUUCUGGCGCGUGUCCGCACGGUCAGAGAGGCCUAAGUGGACCGUCUCUCCGGACUAAUCGGGCUCUUCGCGCCGCUAGCGUUUACCGGCUGCAGCGGUUAUGGGGAAGCUGAACGUGGUGAUGCUUCGGUACCUCUCCAAGGAGCAUUUCAGGGUCCUGACAGCGGUGGAAAUGGGCAUGAAGAACCAUGAAAUAGUUCCUGCUAGCUUAAUUGCUUCCAUUUCCAGUCUUAAACAUGGUGGCUGUAAUAAAAUCUUGAGAGAGUUGGUAAAACACAAACUUCUAGCUUAUGAACAAACCAAAACUGUCCAGGGUUAUCGGUUAACUAAUGCAGGAUAUGAUUACCUUGCUUUGAAAACUCUGUCUUCCCGACAAAUCAUAAAUUCUGUUGGAAACCAGAUGGGUGUUGGAAAAGAAUCAGAUAUUUAUAUUGUUGCAAAUGAAGAGGAUCAAAAGUUUGCAUUGAAAUUACAUAGGCUUGGAAGAACUUCCUUUCGCAGUCUGAAAAAUAAACGUGACUACCACAAGCAUAGGCAUAAAAUGUCGUGGCUCUAUUUAUCCCAUCUAGCAGCAAUGAAGGAGUUUGCCUAUAUGAAGGCUUUGCAUGACCAAAACUUUCCUGUUCCAAAACCUGUAGACUACAACAGGCAUGCAGUUGUUAUGGAACUUAUUGAUGGCUAUCCUUUGUGCCAGGUGCGCCAGAUGGAAGAUCCUGCCUCUCUCUACAGUGAAUUAAUGGAUCUGAUUGUUAAACUUGCAAAUCAUGGUUUGAUUCACGGUGAUUUCAAUGAAUUUAAUCUCAUACUGAAUAAUGAUGACCAUGUCACUAUGAUUGAUUUCCCUCAGAUGAUAUCAACAUCACAUGCCAAUGCUGAAUGGUAUUUUGACAGAGAUGUUAACUGUAUUAAAGAGUUUUUUAAGAAACGCUUCAACUAUGAGAGUGAGCUCUUCCCAGCAUUCAAAGACAUCAGAAGAGAGUGUUCUCUUGAUAGAGAGGUUGCUGCCAGCGGCUGUACAAAGGAAAUUCAGGAAGAUGGUGAACUGGUUUACCCACCAGAUUCUGAUGAGGAUGAUAAUAAAACAGAGUCAUCAGAAGUUGUAGAAGAUGCUGAGAAUAAGCUCAAGUUCUUCAACAAAGAUAAAGAAAACAACGCAGACUUCAUGUAUGAAGUGGGUGAUCUCUCUGAAAGCAGAACCUGUAACAACUUUAUAUGCAGCGAUGAAGAGGCUGAUAAAACUGAAAGUAGUGGAGACUCAUUGAAUAUGUUAAACUUGAGUUCAGCCUUAGAAGAAGUUGAAGGGAAAGCUAUGCUUUGGAAGCCCGGUGAAGAUGCAGAGAGUUCUGCGAUUGUUUUUUUUAAGGGCAAAAGCAUAACCAAAAAUGCCACUGAAGUUAAAAAUCAGAGAGGUCAAGGAGGGUGCUGUAAUGAUAAGGACAAUGAAGACAAAUGCCCUAAUCUGUUUGACGUGUCAACUUUAAAUAAGAAAUUCAGGCAUUACAGAAAUGAAGAGAGUAUCGUUCAUACUGCUGAACACAAAACAAGUAUGACAUCAGUCCAAAGUGUUGGGAGCUGUUCAACCAUUCCAGUGGAACUGGUGAAACAGAAAAUAAAACGUCAACUGACCAAACAUCAGAAGUCCACUCUGAGGCAACAGCUACAAAAAGGAGAGGCAAAUAUUUAUACCAAACAACGCAGAGAAAAUAUGCACAACAUUAAGUCAAGCUUGGAUGCAGCUAGUUUUUGGGGGUAAUUUAUUAAAGGUUCCACAGAACAUGAGAAAACUUGUAAUGUGUACAGUUGAAAGAAUUAUGCUAAUAACAAAUAAUCCUUUUAUAUAGUGGAAUAUAAAUCUUUUGGUGUUUGUAGGCUCUUACCUGUUAAGAGACGGUUUCAGUGACAGCUUAACAAGAUUUGAGUUACUGUUUUAGGCUAAGAUGUGCAUGCACUUUUGCACUUCUAAUUUAGGGCUUUUCACAGUAAACGGGUUCUUUUUGGUGUGUGACCUUAAGUCUGUUUUGCUAAUCAGUUCCAAAAUUAUACAAAGGUUGUCCAUUUGAUUCAGCAUCAUGAGAAAAGACAGGAUGAUGGAAAUCUUUGCUGUUUAUUUUCAAAAUAGUCCUGUAAAACAUCCAUUAACUCUUUUAAAGAUAUUCUAAUGAAUGACUGUAAGUUAUCAUUUUUAUUUACUCUGGCAGACAAGACUCUUCUGAGACUGGAGUAAGCAAGUGAGGAACUACUUUUCAAAGUUACAGCUUAAUAUAUCUUCAUUAAGCCUAUUUUCUCCAAAGCAGCAGAAUUCCUGAUGUAUUUAAAGUUGAUAAAGGUCACAAUGACAUUUACAUGUGGAGUCAACUUCAGAGUACUCACUCCACUUGAAUGUCCACAUGUGAAAUAAAGUAUUUAGAAUUGAUUUAGGAAAAUGCAGAGAUUAGGACAGUGGUGUCAUUGACUAUCUUAAAUUCAUGUGUUCAUCAGGAAGGAAUUUGUUGGUUACAACAAAAUUGGUUUAUAAGGUGUUAUUUUAAUAAGUACGCAUAAUGUAGUGUUCAUUAAUCUGUCACCAAACAAAAUUUGAAAAUUAGCAAGGACGAGACAAACAUUGUGCUACACAAACUCAAUAUAUGCAAAAGUACGUGUUAAAUCUUUUAAGUGAUGUACAAGGUUGUGCAGCAGUUUUCCACUGCUGAAUCCUAAAAACCUAACUUUUUUUUUUUUAAAGAUUUUUACAGUAACUAAAGAACACAUCUGUACUUUGGGAUUUUUUUCCAGGUUAGGAAGAUUUACAGAACUGAUAUAAAAUUAUUCUGUACCAGCAAAGUAACUCUAGUUGAUGUAGUUUAUGGUGGCUACAAGCCUCCUUUCUGAAGGAAAAAGUAUGUUACACCUGUAUAAUAGCAGUGUAUUUGCCUCUGUACUUCAAGCUUUGUCAG
Messenger RNA from Athene cunicularia (burrowing owl), 2955 nucleotides. It is a transcript of the gene RIOK2, whose product is annotated as RIO kinase 2. The transcript has 10 exons. NCBI's taxonomy places the organism in Eukaryota, Metazoa, Chordata, Aves, Strigiformes, Strigidae. Bases 123 to 1775 code for a protein of 550 amino acids. Gene Ontology annotation, biological process: maturation of SSU-rRNA; protein phosphorylation. Gene Ontology annotation, cellular component: preribosome, small subunit precursor; nucleus; cytosol. Gene Ontology annotation, molecular function: protein serine/threonine kinase activity; ATP binding. The record is from RefSeq and is a predicted model, not a curated record.